Molecule: messenger RNA, 2500 nt
Organism: Penaeus monodon (black tiger shrimp)
Lineage: Eukaryota; Metazoa; Arthropoda; Malacostraca; Decapoda; Penaeidae
Product: nose resistant to fluoxetine protein 6-like
Molecular function (GO): acyltransferase activity, transferring groups other than amino-acyl groups
Source: RefSeq, a predicted model, not a curated record
ACCUUGCACCGCUGAUAGGGCCGAGGCCUCGUGGUCCCGCUCUCUCUGCUUCCACAUCGAUAUCAUUCUGUGAACAGGUCCCCUACAGUCGCUAUGGAUUCCCUCUCCCUCAUUCCCAUCCUCCUACUCCUGUCUUCUCACCAAACCCUAGGACAGGAUUGGACAGGAGAAGUCCUCAGCAGUUUCCAGCCCUUCGGACAUGAUCAGGCCCCCUUCGACUUCAAUGAUGUGGAGGGCAUAAUGAGAGAGGUCGGCAGGGCGGCUGUUCGGGAACCAGAUGGACAGCCGUUGUCGCUGUACCUGCCGGUGUUCGCCGACCCCGCGUCCCCCUGCGGCGUCGCGGUGGCAGCUAUGGCCUCUGCUCUCGAGGGAAACGCCCCCGGCACGGAUGACACGAUUGGCGUCCUGCGCAUGGUGGACUCGUGGGCCAAAGUGCGCGACGGUUUCCUGUACGGCCUCCCCUUCGUGCUGGGCGUCGGCUCCUACGGCGAGUGCCUCCACGCCCGCGCCCCCAACCUCGACAUCAGGGGAAAAUACUGCGUUAUCGUAAAUGUCGAUAACCCGAGUUACAACGGCACCCGGACGGAAAUCGACGAGAUGCUGCGUGUCGCUCAGCUCUCCGCUAACCUCAAUAUCGGCAUAUACACACAAUACAGCACAUGCAUACCCGACGCCUGCUCAGAGGAAGGACAUGGUGGUAUCCUAAAUGUUGCUGUCGGCGGACGAAAAUUGACGGGCGCCUUUUGUGAGACGCUGGACGAGCCGGCUCCAGACUUCACUGCGGGGGAUAUCGCGAUGAUAAGUUUCCUGAGCUUGAUGCUUGCUCUCCUGACGGCAGGCACUGUCGCUGACCUGUACCUCAGGAUCACCUCGAAGGCUCCUGCAACAGGUGUCCGGUUCCUGCUUCCGUUCUCGGCGUACACCAACCUGGAGAAAAUGUUCCACGUGGCGACCGAGCCUCGUCCGGGGGUCAUCUCCUGCCUGCACGGAAUGAGAGUGCUGUCUAUGACCUGGGUAAUCUAUGGCCACCAGUAUAUCUUCGAUAUUUACGUCGCUGUCAACUCGCUAGACUUACAAAAGUGGACAAGCGGACUGCUCUUUCAAGUCAUUUUCAACGCCACGGUGAGCACGGACUCCUUCUUCUUCCUGUCGGGGCUCCUGGUGAGCUACGGCGUCCUGAAGGAGAUCAAGAGGACGGGGAAACUCAACAUGAUUAUGUAUUACGUCCACAGACUCAUCAGGUUAACGCCUCCCAUCGCCCUUGUCGUGCUGUUCUUGGCGACGCUCUUCAGAUUCCUCCCUCGGGGCCCCUUGGCUUAUAUGGCAGAUUCAUAUUCGUCGCUCUGCGCCAAGAACUGGUGGAUGGACGUCCUGUACGUCGACAAUUACCUUGGCUUUAAUAAAACCAGCAAUCAGUCAAUUGACUGCCUCGGCCAGUGCUGGUACACCGCCGUGGACACCCAGCUGUACCUUGUGGCUCCCCUCGUGCUGCUGCCUCUCGCCCUCUAUCCCUCCAAAGGGAAGAUUCUGCUGUUCGUGGUAACUCUGGUGUCCUUCAUAGUCCCAGCAGCUGUUAUCUACGCCUACGACCUUCCUCCGGGGUCGAUAUCGGGCAGUGAUGAUGUCGAUGCUCUUGGUUAUCAAAAUAUGGUGUACUUUACACCGUGGUGCCGCAUGAGUGCCUACAUCAUGGGGAUCUGGACUGGCUACAUCAUCUUUGAACAGGGAUCAAAGAAACUUAAACUGACACCUUUGCACGUACUAACUGGCUGGACGAUAGCAGCGUUCUCGGCUUUGUCAGUGUUGCUUGGCAUGUGGAGUUACAACCAGUUGGAAGUCACUUAUCACUACGACCCCGUAACCCAGGUCCUGUACGGCGGCCUCCACAGGGGCGUGUGGUGCGCCGCCCUGGCCUGGGUCGUGGUGGCUUGUCACUUCGGCUAUGGAGGUAUAGUCAACGACUUUCUCUCUCACCCUUCGUGGCAACCGCUCUCCCGCCUUACGUACACUAUGUACCUCGUGGCCAUCCCUGUGCAGAUCUUCAUGGUUUACAACAUUAAAGAACUUCCCAUCAUCACGCAUAUAGACAAGAUCAUCCAGACUUGCGGCACAAUCUUCAUAUCAAUCGUUGCAGCUGUGUUAGUCUCACUUACAGCAGAGGCUCCUGUCUUGGGCCUCGAGAAGCUGAUAUUCAAGCGACCAGGCCGAGGCGAAGUUCAACCGCAGACCAAUGUUCUCGCCAAUGGAAAACAGGGCCACGAAAACCUCGCUUUCUCCGACGAAGGCCCCGUUGAGCUGGAAAAGAAAGAAAUGGUCGAGAUAGAAACGGCGCCGAAGGGUGACGUUGAGUGGUCUCUGCAUCAAGACUCCGAAGUAAAGGAAACGACCCUGUUGUAGUUGUUAUUGGAGUACAUGUGUGUUAGUUCCUCAGAUCAUUCUUGUCUUUUUAUCAUUUGUAGUGGAUAGUGAAUUAUAAGUAAUAAAACAUUCUUACUGUCAA